ACCUCCUCAGUCAGUGUUCUACCAGUCAUGGCUCUACUAUCACUGCUGGUGUUGCUGGUGUCUCCAGUCGUACCACUGGUGCUGGGCCAAGCCGCGCACCUCCUGCAGGGCCGACCCUUCCAGGCGCUCCCACACCGCGACUUGUACGCUCGUCAGAUACCCCAGCCCUUCGCCCUCAGUGGAGCCCUCUACACCCCCGCCCAGUACCAGUACUAUGACACUUCAGCCCCCGCUCCAUACACAUCGUACCCUUACGCCGUACAGCCACUGUCCGCUGUAGUACAGUUGAGAGGAGAAGGUGAGGUGACAGGUACAGUACUCCUGGUUCAGCCUCAUCCUCCCAACGGUCCAGUUUUUAUCUCUGGCAACAUCACUGGAUUGUCGCCCGGUAAACAUGGGUUCCACAUACACAGCUUGGGUGACCUCCGAGAGGGCUGCAAGAGUACCGGCUCCCACUACAACCCAUUCCAGACUAACCACGGAGGACCGGUGGACCCGUUCAGACAUGUGGGAGACCUUGGCAACAUAGAGGCAGGCGAAGAUGGUGUCGUGACUCUCCAGAUGUCAGACCAUGUAAUCUCCCUGAGUGGUCCUCAGAGUGUGCUGGGCCGUAGCAUCGUCGUCCACGAGAAGGGAGAUGACCUGGGCCGAGGCGGUGACCAGGAGUCGCUCAAGACGGGUAACGCCGGUGGACGUGUCGCCUGUGGGGUGAUCGGCGUCGCGCAGAGUAUGUCACCUCCACCUCCAGCGCCCCAGACACCACCCCCGGGGGCAGAGGCCGCCGCCCCCUACCCUGCUGAGGCUGAACAACAAUGAACAACACCUUACAACAUGCUAUAGCGACUACACGGGACUAUUGAAACAUCUACCAAAGACACCUAAGGGAAAUGUCAAUGCUUAACUUUUCUGCAUGUUCUCUUGCUAGGUAAUCUGAAUUAAAACGUGUUUAAUGUCGUGACGAAUUUUUGCACUAUUACUUCAACUUUAAACUAUUUAACUAUUCAAAUAUUUAAAUUUUGUACAAUUAUCUUGCUCAAUUAAUAUCUGAUCUUAUUGUAAACGUAUACAAUAUCAUUGUAACUUUUACUCUCCUGUUUGGGUUUUAACCUUAAACUAUUUUUUUUACGAUUCAGUUUCGUCAAUUGCUUACAUUAAAUACCCAAAUAACGCAACAAUUGUCAGUUAGAAUCAGAUAGAGGCUUAUAGAGCUAUAAUAAUAUUUUGUUGCUAUACAUUAUUAUGAAAUAAUCUAACUUUCCUUAAUUAACAGUAAUCCUCUAUGCUAUACUGAGAUCUAGGGUGAUGUAAAAUACACCAAAAGAGUUUUAUGUUAGUUUUCGUGAACAUUUAAAAGUGAAACUGCAGUUGAUAGCAACGGAGAAACUAACGUUCAACAAAUUUGUACUUAACGUCAUAAACAAUACUGUUCUUUUAUCACAAAUUAUACACUUAAUUAUGAGACUAUUCAAUCUCAUUGUUACGAUGUGUUGUUCCUUAAUGUUAAAUAGUUAUAAAGAAUAGUAGCCUUCUAGUAGGUAGUCAUAAAAUGUAUGAAAAUGUUAUUCUCAAUUAUGUGAAGGUACAUCAAGCUAUUUAAGUUGUAGAACUGGUUAAAAUAGUUGACACAACAUUCUGAUUUAAAAUCUAAUUUUGAAUCUAAUUUUAGAUUUAUCAAAUUACAGGUAAUGUAAGAUGAUUAUGUGAGUACGUUUUUAACAAGUUGUCUAUACUCCA
Messenger RNA from Macrosteles quadrilineatus (aster leafhopper), 1734 nucleotides. Its product is annotated as superoxide dismutase [Cu-Zn]-like. The transcript is spliced from 4 exons. Gene Ontology annotation, biological process: removal of superoxide radicals. NCBI's taxonomy places the organism in Eukaryota, Metazoa, Arthropoda, Insecta, Hemiptera, Cicadellidae. The record is from RefSeq and is a predicted model, not a curated record. Gene Ontology annotation, molecular function: superoxide dismutase activity; copper ion binding. The coding region runs from base 28 to 816 and encodes 262 amino acids.